AUUUUCCUCUACCUAAACUGUGGCCCGUCAAAGUUGAGUGGCAUUUAACUUUUCCUUGUUAAAUAGUGAUAAUGGCCGGAAUUCCGAACUACGUGCUACGUCGACUUUUGCACACCUCCUUGCAAAGGGCCGCCGCCUCCACCGUUCAGGUACGAGGUCCUUCGGCGGUUUCUGGGGGACAUGAAGGCGGUUACAAAGUAUGGAAAAAUUUGGCGUUUUUCGUAGCAUUCCCUUCGAUAAUCUUGUGCGCGGUAAACUGCUACAUUCAAGAGACAAGCCACCCCCACGAAAGGCCGCCCUUCGUUAAAUACGAAUAUAUGCGGGUCCGCACAAAAAGAUUCCCCUGGGGCGAUGGCAACAAAAGCCUAUUCCACAACCCCAAAGUAAAUGCGUUACCUGAUGGAUACGAAGAUGAACUUGAGAAUUAAGCAAGUUUUAUUUAUAUGUUUGGUGCAAAAUUGUAGUUUCAUUUAGCACAAUAAAAGUCCCCCUUUUAGAGUUAA
This is a messenger RNA of Cylas formicarius (sweet potato weevil), 503 nucleotides long. RefSeq names its product cytochrome c oxidase subunit 6A, mitochondrial (gene levy). Gene Ontology annotation, biological process: mitochondrial electron transport, cytochrome c to oxygen. The transcript has 2 exons. The record is from RefSeq and is a predicted model, not a curated record. NCBI's taxonomy places the organism in Eukaryota, Metazoa, Arthropoda, Insecta, Coleoptera, Brentidae. Bases 72 to 428 code for a protein of 118 amino acids. Gene Ontology annotation, molecular function: enzyme regulator activity. Gene Ontology annotation, cellular component: mitochondrial inner membrane.